Messenger RNA from Solanum dulcamara, 1383 nucleotides. Its product is annotated as zeatin O-glucosyltransferase-like. The coding region runs from base 1 to 1383 and encodes 460 amino acids. The transcript has a single exon. NCBI's taxonomy places the organism in Eukaryota, Viridiplantae, Streptophyta, Magnoliopsida, Solanales, Solanaceae. Gene Ontology annotation, molecular function: UDP-glycosyltransferase activity. The record is from RefSeq and is a predicted model, not a curated record.
AUGGUGCCAUUUUCUAGAUUUACUCAUAUCAAUCAACUCUUCCUCCUUGCUCGUAUCAUUGCCUCUCAUAAUAUACCGGUACAUUUACUUUGCCUUCCUGAAUUUAAUAAAGAUUUAAAGCCACGCCUUAAAGAUGAAUAUUUUGAGGUUGCAAAAAAUAUUCAUUUUAAAGACAUUUUGCUUUCACAAGAUGAAUAUUGUAGAACAACGGAAGAUGUUGAUGAUGAACUUGUGCUUUCGAUUAUGGAAUUGUUGGAAAAACAAUCCGAGGCUAUUCAGAGAACAUGCCUUGAACUCUCCACAAAUACAAAGAAAUUAGUCAUAAUUUAUGACUCGAUAAUGAAGGACUAUCUAGGGGAUGUCCAUUCAUACCCUAAUAUUGAGACUUGUAUUUUUCAUUCAGGUUCAGCUAUAAGCAAAUAUUCUUUGCUCCGACAGAGUGUCGAUGACUUAGAAGUUGUUGAUGGUGGUGGUGAUGGUGAUGAUAAUGAUCAUGAAAAGUUGAUUAAGCAAAUGCAUGAAGAGUUCCCAGCUAUGGAUAGUUGUUUUCCACCGGGUAUGGACAUAUUCGAAAAAGAUUUAUAUGAGUGGGAUCUCAACUCAGGAGAAUUCAUGAUUUCCUCUAGAGAAAUUGAAGGUAAGUAUUUAGAUUUACUAGCUAAGGCAAAAAAUAAGAAGCCUUUGUGGGCAUUUGGUCCACUUCAUAUGUUGCUAUCAUCAUCAUCAUCAUCAUCUCGCAACAAGGAUCCUCGCCAUGAAUGUCUUGAAUUUCUUGACAAUCAAGAUCUUAAUUCAGUAAUAUACGUUUCGUUUGGAACAGGGACUGCAUUAUCAAAAGAGCAAGUCAAUGAGCUUGCAUUUGGUCUAGAAAAGAGCAAUCAAAGAUUUAUUUGGGUAAUAGGGAAAGGGGAUCAUAGUAAUACUAAUGAUAAUAAUAACACUAUUGAAUUACCACAGGGAUUUGAAGAAAGGGUGAAAGGAAGAGGAAUGGCUGUGCGAAAUUGGGUGCCCCAAUUGGAAAUCUUGGGACAUCCAUCUACCGGUGGAUUUUUAAGUCACUGUGGGUGGAAUUCUUGUAUGGAAAGCAUUAGCCUAGGAGUUCCAAUAAUAGCUUGGCCAAAUGAGUGGGACCAACCUUAUAAUGCUGUUCUUGUAACUAAAGUGCUAAAAAUUGGAAUCUCACUCUCUAACUGCACUCGCAACAAUGAGUUAAUCACAUCAAAAUCAAUCGAGAAAUCUGUCAAAAUUUUGCUGGAUACAGCAGAAGGAGAAGAGAUGCGGAAGAGGGCGGUGGAGUUGAGCAAUAAGAUCAAGAGUUCGGUUAGCCCCGGAGGUGUGACAGCCAAGGAAGUUGAAUCUUUCAUAUCCUAUAUUACCAAAUAA